GAGCGGGGAGAGUCCGGGAGGACAGCGGGCGCUGGUGACUUGUGUGCGGGGGGGGAGGCGGUGCUGGUGGCGGCGGCGGCCAUGUCCUCCAUUCUGCCCUUCACUCCCCCCAUUGUGAAGCGGCUGCUGGGCUGGAAGAAGGGGGAGCAGAACGGCCAGGAGGAGAAGUGGUGUGAGAAGGCGGUGAAGAGUUUGGUGAAGAAGCUGAAGAAGAGCGGACAGCUGGAGGAGCUGGAGAAAGCGCUGACUACCCAGAGCAUCUCCACCAAGUGUAUCACUAUACCCAGGUCUCUAGAUGGGAGGCUCCAAGUAUCACACCGCAAAGGUCUGCCUCAUGUCAUAUAUUGCCGUCUUUGGAGGUGGCCAGAUCUUCACAGCCACCACGAACUACGUGCCGUGGAGAUGUGCGAAUAUGCUUUCAACAUGAAGAAGGAUGAAGUCUGCGUCAAUCCAUAUCACUACCAGAGAGUGGAGACUCCAGUUCUGCCCCCAGUAUUAGUGCCACGGAACACCGAGAUUCCUGCGGAGUUUCCUCCUCUCGAUGAUUACAGCCAUUCCAUUCCGGAGAACACCAACUUUCCAGCCGGCAUUGAGCCACAGAUCAACUACAUUCCAGAAACUCCGCCUCCGGGUUACCUGAGUGAAGAUGGAGAAACCAGCGAUCAGAUGAAUCACAGCAUAGACUCGGGGUCACCAAAUCUAUCUCCCAACUCCAUGUCUCCGGCACACAGUAACAUGGAUCUUCAGCCUGUAACGUAUUGUGAGCCGGCCUUCUGGUGCUCCAUCUCCUACUAUGAACUCAACCAGCGGGUCGGGGAAACCUUUCACGCCUCCCAACCUUCCAUGACGGUGGAUGGAUUCACAGACCCUUCCAACUCGGAGCGCUUCUGCCUGGGGCUUCUCUCCAACGUCAACCGCAACGCCGCGGUGGAACUGACCCGGCGACACAUAGGUAGAGGAGUGCGCCUGUACUACAUUGGCGGCGAGGUGUUUGCCGAAUGCCUUAGCGACAGCGCGAUCUUUGUACAGUCCCCGAACUGUAACCAGCGGUAUGGUUGGCACCCCGCUACUGUAUGCAAGAUCCCUCCAGGGUGUAAUUUGAAGAUCUUUAAUAAUCAGGAGUUCGCCGCCCUCUUGGCGCAAUCGGUAAACCAGGGAUUUGAGGCCGUGUAUCAGCUGACCAGGAUGUGUACUAUACGGAUGAGCUUCGUCAAGGGAUGGGGAGCUGAAUACAGGCGCCAGACGGUGACCAGCACACCCUGUUGGAUCGAGCUGCAUUUGAACGGUCCGCUGCAGUGGCUCGAUAAAGUUCUGACACAAAUGGGCUCUCCAAGUAUUCGCUGCUCCAGCGUCUCGUAGGCCAGCAUGUCCAGGUCACAUGAUCUCACCGACCUGGAGAAUCCCGAUAUCAACCAAGCACAGAGCAAGAUCCCAGCACACUGGCUGCCAUCCCAACAUAAGAUCUUCCCGACGAUCACGUGACAGAACGCGGGAUGUCAGCCCCUAAAGUCUUCUCUGUGCGGAGCUAUGACAGUACACCGAUCUGGAACACUCAGCCAAUUUACACGGUGCAGUACCUGGCUCUGAGCACCCAGCAUUACCACCACAACACAGAGGCAGCUGCUGUUCUCCAUUUUUUUAUUAUUAUCGCUGAUAAUAAGCACAGGUCCAUAUAUAACACUGAGAAAAAACAGUGCUGAUAGACAAUUCAUCAAACUUGACCGGUAAACUUGGGAAAGUCUCUGAAAGCCAGUGAAAAAGAAGAGUCUCACGUUUUACGAUACAGGGUACAGUUUUUACAAAAGUUCUCAAAAACUUCUCAUCUAUGGAUUCAUUGGCUCCGAUCUCCCCAGAGAUGCGGCCAUGCCUUUCACACGUCAACCCUGUCAUGAACCUUCCCAACAUUGGUGACUUGUUCCUUUCCUUCUGGACUAUUCUCUUUGAUUUUUAUGUCCCCUGUGCUAUAUAGAUAGUUAUUCUAUAGUCAGUCUGUUAAAUACAUAUCUUACACGUGGGGCCGGUGUCUACAGAGGGCUCACAGCAGCAUUACUUGGGUAGGAGCUCCCAGAAAGCAGGUAAAUCGGCUCCGAAUUCGACAACUGGAGAAGCAACGUUCAUUCUUAAAGUGUUUGUUAUAUGUGUAUAUUAUUGUAUACCCCGUCUGAGCAUGAAGCCUGCUGCUAUACAGGUACAUCUCACUAAAGCCAGCGUAUGGAGCCUAUGACUUCUUUCCUACCCCAACAUGACGAGACCUGGUUCCAAUUUUUCUGGAUACCAUAUUGUUAUUGAUCAUAAGGCAGCCAUUCUCAACUAGGGUUUCUCCACAGGUUGCUUAGGGGUUCCUUGAACUGUGACUGGUUGCCCUCCUAUUUGAUGGUGAGACCAUAGUUCCAGGGCCAACUCCACUUGGCCAGGUCGGCUGCAUGAAUUCACUGAUUGACCUCCCGUUUGAUGGUGCCUCCAUAGUUCUAGGGCCAACUCCACCUGGUCGAGCUGGCGGCAUGGACCCAUUGAGUGACCACCUGGUUGAUGGUGCCUCCAUAGUUCCAGGGCCAACUCCACUUGGCCGAGUUGGCUGCAUGGACCCAUUGAGUGACCACCUGUUUGAUGGUGCCUCCAUAGUUCCAGGGCCAACUCCACUUGGCCAAGCCGGCUGCAUGGACCUCCCGUUUGAUGGUGCCUCCAUAAUUCCAGGGCCAACUCCACCUGGCCGAGCCGGCUGCAUGGACCCAUUGAGUGACCACCGGUUUGAUGGUGAGACCAUAGUUCCAGGGCCAGCUGCAUGGACCCAUUGAGUGAUCUCCCGUUUGAUGGUGCCUCCAUAGUUCCAGGGCCAACUCCACCUGGCCGAGCUGGCUGCAUGGACCCAUUGAGUGACCACCUGUUGGAUGGUGCCUCCAAAGUUCCAGGGCCAACUCCACCUGGCCAAGCCGGCUGCAUGGACCCAUUGAGUGACCUCCUGUUGGAUGGUGCUUCCAUAAUUCCAGGGCCAAUGCCACCUGGGUGAGCCGGCUGCAUGGACCCAUUGAGUGACCACCUGUUUGAUGGUGCCUCCAUAGUUCCAGGGCCAAC
Rana temporaria (common frog) is the source of this 3072-nucleotide messenger RNA. It is a transcript of the gene SMAD3, whose product is annotated as SMAD family member 3. The coding region runs from base 82 to 1359 and encodes 425 amino acids. The record is from RefSeq and is a predicted model, not a curated record. Gene Ontology annotation, biological process: BMP signaling pathway; anatomical structure morphogenesis; cell differentiation. Lineage: Eukaryota; Metazoa; Chordata; Amphibia; Anura; Ranidae. Gene Ontology annotation, cellular component: heteromeric SMAD protein complex. Gene Ontology annotation, molecular function: DNA-binding transcription factor activity, RNA polymerase II-specific; RNA polymerase II cis-regulatory region sequence-specific DNA binding; I-SMAD binding. The transcript has 9 exons.